Lotus japonicus is the source of this 1878-nucleotide messenger RNA. RefSeq lists its product as uncharacterized. Gene Ontology annotation, molecular function: nucleic acid binding; zinc ion binding. The record is from RefSeq and is a predicted model, not a curated record. The transcript has 2 exons. Lineage: Eukaryota; Viridiplantae; Streptophyta; Magnoliopsida; Fabales; Fabaceae. Bases 1 to 1878 code for a protein of 625 amino acids.
AUGGAAGAUCAAUCAGUGACCAAAGCAGACCUGAAGGAUGUUACCGCGGCUUUUACCGCGGCCCUAACUGCUAUGACGCAACAGAUGACACAACAGAUGACAACGUUAAUGACGACUGUAACAGACAGCAUCAACAACAUGAACCAACAAAGAGACGGGGGAAGAGAACCGUGUAGGGUUCCACGCGGAGGCAACAACGGUCGUGCCAUUAUUACGAGAAACUCAAGUUCUGAAGGAGAUGAAUCUAAUGAAGAAGAAACAGUUGACCAAGGGAAUCGGAAUUAUAACCAUGACUACCGAGUGAAAGCUGAUAUUCCAUUAUUCUACGGAACUAUGGGAGUGGAGGAGUUUCUAGACUGGCAGAUUGGAGUCGAUAGAUUUUUCGACAUCAUGGGCAUCCCUGAGAACAAGAAAGUCAAGAUGGUUGCUAUCAAGUUGAAGAGUAUUGUUGCUGUGUGGAGGGAUAAGCUUGUUAUUCAAAGGCAGAGGCAGAGAAAAGGGCCAGUCAGAACUUGGCGUAGAAUGAAACAAUUGAUGAUGGAGCGAUUUCUACCAGAAGAUUAUGAGCAGAUUCUUUAUAAGAUGUAUAUCGAUUAUGUGCAAGGAAAGAAGACUGUAACAGAGUAUACAACCGAGUUCAUAUGUCUGUCUGAGCGUAACUGUAAAUUCAGUAACGAAUUGGGAGAAUCCGAAAAUCAGAAAGUGGCUCGAUACAUUAGUGGCUUGAAGGGUUCCUUGCAAGAGAAUAUGGGUUUACAAACUGCGUGGACCAAGGCUGAAGCAUCCAGCCUUGCUUUGAAGGCGGAAUUGAUGGAAAAAUCCCCUAGAAAAUCCUCAUCCUUUCCAAGCUUUUCUCCUCAAAAUAACAUUGAGUCAAUAGAAGAAAAGGAGAAGAGUACCGCAACAAGGGAUCCUAAUUCUGGAAACAUAGGAGCCAAUAAUUCUAGCGGUGUGCAACAGAGUAAGUCACUCAGCCAGAAACUAACUAACCCUUAUGCGAAACCGAUCGGUGAUAUGUGCUUUCGUUGUGGUGGGCAAGGUCAUCGAUCGAAUGUUUGUCCUUUUAGGAGAACUGCCGCCAUUCUGAAUGAGGAGACUGAGGAGGAAGAAGAGAGCAAUGAGUAUGAAGGAUUUAAGGUUUCUAAAGAGGAGUCUGAGGAAAGAGUAAACUUUGUGCUCCAGAGAAUCUUGCUAUCAUCCAAAGAAGAAGGUCAGAGGAAAAAUAUUUUUCGAACACAUUGUUCCGUUAAGAACAAGGUGUGUAACUUGAUUGUGGACAGUGGCAGCACUGAGAAUCUGGUUUCCCAGAAGCUGGUAGAGUACUUGAAGCUGACAACAAAGCCUCAUGAUAAACCGUACACCUUAGGGUGGGUGCGUAAAAGGCCAAAGGUGAAAGUUUCACAGACUUGCAAGGUGCCUAUUUCUAUUGGGAAGCACUAUAGAGAGGAGGUAUUGUGUGACGUCAUGAGUAUGGAUGUAUGUCAUGUUUUAUUAGGGCGACCUUGGCAGUCUGAUAUUGAUUUUACAUACAAAGGAAGGGAUAAUGGGAUAUUGUUUACGUGGGGAGCACACAAAAUUAUUAUGGCUUCUGUUUUACGCUUUGAUGAGAGUCUAGAAGAAAAGAAGUCGAGUUUCUUGGUGAUGACACAAAGUAACAAGGAUGAGGACGUGAAAAAAACUAACUGUUUCUGCCCAGUGAUGAUUGAAGAAGCUGUAAAGGCUCGGUUGGAGGCUCUCCCACAUGACACGAAUAUCCCAAAUACCCUCAAGUAUCAAGCAGAUGAUGUCCUUUAUCACGAUGAGAACUCGAGGUCGAGCUCUUCUGAUGUGGAGGAGACUGAUGUAGCGCGGUUGGAUGCGAGCUUCGACGACGGAUGA